AUACUUUCUGAUUUCCAUAAACAGAGAACAUAUUCAGGAUCGCCGUAAAUUUCAAUUUUCAUUCAAAAUGAUGUCCGAUCAAAUGAUUGAUGCAAUGAUCACCGUUGUGAUAAUGACAUUUGGAUUGAUCACAAACAUCAUCGUUCUGCUGACAGCUCGAAAAAUGAGCUCAAUGAGAAGCUCAUUUGGAAUUAUCACAAAAAAUCAAGCUGUUUGCAACAUUCUCAUGUGUCUUUUGUUCCUUAUUUUUGUUGGACCAUUGCACUUCACAUCCCUUAAACUUCCCUACAAAGCAUCUCGUUUCGUUGGAACUGUGUCGAUGAUAAUCUACGAAAUAGCUGCUCAACUCAACUUUUUCAACUCUUUGAACCGUUUUUGUGCGGUCUAUAUGAUCUUCCUCUACGACAGAAUUUUCUCGAACUUCAACACGUACAUGUUGAGAAACUUUGCCGUUGUCGUUUCCAUCGGAAUGUGUUUUACAUUCUAUGAAUUUCUCGGCUGCUACCUUUACUUUGAACAAGAAUCUUGGCUGUUCUCGUACCCGGAGAAUGAUGUUCGUUGUGAUCAACUCACUUGGUAUUGUGAUUUCAUUUUCAACAUGUCCCUGGUUGUUGCCACACUGUUUUUGAAUUUGUUGGCAGCAUAUAAAGCCAGAAAACUUCAUCGAAUAGUGUCAGAUAGUACUGGAGUUGGAAUGUCAAAGGAUCAACGACAAAGAGAAUUUAACUUCAUUCGACAAUCAUUCUUUCAAGGUUUAUCGAUGAGUGUUGCGUUGAUUUUUUAUCGGAUUACUGCACCAAUGCUCGAAAACCAAAUAUUACUGUUUCUGGAUGCAAAUUUGUGGGCUUUCAUGUUGGCUUUUGAAGGAGGUAUAAUCUUAUUGUCCAACCAGGAAAUGAUGCAAGCCGUCAAGAAAAAGAGGCACGAACUAAUAUCGUCAGUCUUCGUACUGGACAUCUAAGUUAUGUCGUCUCGAAUGCUCCCACGCCUUGAUAAUUUUGUAUAUACUGUGGUAUUUUAAUUUAACUUUCCAAAUCUUCUCGAUAACUAUUUGUGAUCAUAAUGUGAAUUGGCGUUUUCAUAUUAAUAAAUUUCAGCUAUUA
Caenorhabditis elegans is the source of this 1103-nucleotide messenger RNA. RefSeq names its product 7TM GPCR serpentine receptor class x (Srx) domain-containing protein (gene srx-19). The record is from RefSeq and is marked reviewed. Lineage: Eukaryota; Metazoa; Nematoda; Chromadorea; Rhabditida; Rhabditidae. The transcript has 5 exons. The coding region runs from base 68 to 961 and encodes 297 amino acids.